AAACACACUAAGCAUGCACGCUCUUUUCACCCAGAAUGGAUAAAGGAAACACAGCAAGAUGGCUUUUGAGGUGGUAGGCACACUGUAUAAAGCCAGUUGGAAAAGAUGACUGUCCGACUGUGCACUACCAUCUGAGGAGAUGGAGGAAGUGAUUUUGUACUGGUUACUUUUGCAAUUUUUCUUCAAAAAUUGUCAACUUGAAAUCACAACUAUUUUUUUUUUUGUCUUAAUACAUUUCAUGUUAUAUAAGAGCAGAGACACUGUUAUUUUUCUAGUGACCUAACUUUGUAUUUGUGGAGUGGAUCUUCCUUUAGUAUUAGAGUCCAGACAUUCCUAUCCUGCCUCUUCCCCAUGGGGACUGUCCAUGUUCCCCCUCCAUCACACUCACUGGCUCCCUGUCUAUAUGGCCCUCCCCACAUCUCACUCACCAUCUUUUCUCAUCUGUCUCCUAGAGCAGCCCAAGGUGGCCGUCUCCCUGUCCAGGAGGGAGACCCUCAACCACCACAACAUGCUGGUCUGCUCGGUGACAGAUUUCUACCCAGCCCAGAUCAAAGUGCACUGGUUCCGGAAUGACCAGGAGGAGACGGUGGGGGUCGUGUCCACACAGCUUAUUCAGAACGGGGACUGGACCUUCCAGAUCCUGGUCAUGCUGGAGAUGACCCCUCAGCGGGGGGACGUCUACACCUGCCAUGUGGAGCACCCCAGCCUGCAGAGCCCUGUCACCGUGGAGUGGCGGGUGCAGUCCGAGUCUGCCCAGAGCAAGAUGCUGAGCGGCGUCGGGGGCCUCGUGCUGGGGCUGAUCUUCCUGGGGCUGGGCCUUUUUGUCCGUCACAGGAGUCAGAAAGGACCUCAAGGGCCUCCUCCUGCAGGGCUCCUCCAGUGAUUCAUGGUGUUUUGAUUGAGCUGACUACCACAUUAUAAGACCAACAGCCUGCCUGUCCCUCCCUGCCCUCAGUUCCCGUCUGUGCCAGCCUGCCUGUCCCUCUCUGGUUCAGAGUCUAACAUGGUGCCAGUGUGCCCACCUGCUCAGCUCUUGUGAUUCUCAAUUCCUCAGGGCUCUGUCUUUGGCUCCUGGACUGAUUUUAGAGACUGUCUGUGUACUGCAGCCUGAUCUGCUCAAACUCCAGGCCUUCUGUUUCCGCUGUCCCACAUGGACUGCUGAAGAGAUGCACUGAAAACAUUUGGCUCUUUCAUAAUUAAAUGUGAUUCUGAAUAAUGUG
Messenger RNA from Peromyscus leucopus (white-footed mouse), 1220 nucleotides. RefSeq names its product rano class II histocompatibility antigen, A beta chain. NCBI's taxonomy places the organism in Eukaryota, Metazoa, Chordata, Mammalia, Rodentia, Cricetidae. Bases 365 to 883 code for a protein of 172 amino acids. Gene Ontology annotation, cellular component: MHC class II protein complex. The transcript has 4 exons. Gene Ontology annotation, molecular function: MHC class II protein complex binding. The record is from RefSeq and is a predicted model, not a curated record. Gene Ontology annotation, biological process: positive regulation of T cell activation; immunoglobulin production involved in immunoglobulin-mediated immune response; peptide antigen assembly with MHC class II protein complex.